UUGUAUACACAAAUAUAAAUGUUAACACGUGCGUAUUUUAUCCAUCAGAAUUAUUUUUAUGUUAUAUAUUUUGUCAGGAAAAUACUUUUUUUGUACACUCUCCAGUCUGCAUUUUGACUCAGUUCCCUAGUCAAAUUAGACUGUAAAAUGAAACUCAACCCGACCUUUCUAGAAGAGGAUUAAGUAUUCCUGUUGGCUCCUUUAGUGGCAGUGCCCGUGACUCCUCCACGCUGGGGCGCCACAGUCCCUCUAUCCACCGGCUCCUGUGUGCGGCAAACAGGAGGCAACUUGGAAGCACUUGGCUAAAUCUCAGGCAAAUCCCUUUAGCCGCGUCUUGAUAUGGCUUCUUCUUGGUGACUGAUCUCUGCUUUCAGGAAAUGCAACAGGUGGAGGAUCCGUGUGAAUGAACCGUGGACUAUGCGCUUGUUAGCGUAAGCUAGCUUCUGUUCCUACUGCUGGAGAAGGACAGAUACAUUUUAGCGAUUACUUCACACGAGGUCAGGUGUAAACAUGGAUGACAACAGUAUGAGCGACUCCAAUGUGAAGGUGGCGGUCCGUGUACGCCCAAUGAACAGGAGAGAAAAAGACCUGAACACAAAAUGUGUGGUGGAGAUGGAGGGAAAUCAGACUAUUUUGCAUCCAGCCAUCACCAAUACAAACAAAGGCGAUCCUCGUAACCAGCCAAAAGUUUUUGCCUAUGAUCACUGCUUCUGGUCCAUGGAUGAUGCUCAGAAAGACAAGUUUGCAGGUCAAGAAGUGGUGUUCCAGUGCCUUGGGGAGAGUCUGCUCAACAACGCUUUCAUGGGUUAUAACGCCUGCAUCUUUGCUUAUGGACAAACAGGCUCAGGGAAGUCUUUCACCAUGAUGGGCUCAGCGGAGCAGCCUGGUCUGAUACCUCGUCUCUGCAGUGCUCUGUUCAACCGCAUCAACCUGGAGCUCAGGGAGGGAGAGAGCUUCACUGUGGAGGUGUCCUACAUGGAGAUCUACAACGAGAAAGUCCGCGACCUCCUGGACCCCAAAGGAGGUCGACAGACACUGAGAGUGAGGGAGCACAAGGUGUUUGGACCUUAUGUGGAUGGACUUUCACGCCUGGCUGUAUCAAGCUAUAAGGAUAUCGAGUCUUUGAUGGAGGGGAAUAAAUCUCGAACGGUGGCAGCAACGAAUAUGAACGAGGAGAGCAGCCGAUCUCAUGCAGUGUUCAACAUCAUCCUCACACACACACUUUGCGACCUUAAGUCUGGGACAAGUGGAGAGAAAGUCAGUAAGCUGAGUCUGGUGGAUCUGGCCGGCAGUGAGCGGGCGGCAAAAACUGGAGCAGCUGGAGAGAGACUGAAAGAAGGAAGUAACAUAAACAAAUCGCUCAGUACUUUGGGUUUGGUUAUCUCGGCCUUGGCUGAUCAGGGAGCUGGAAAAAACAAGUUUGUUCCCUACAGAGACUCUGUGCUCACCUGGCUGCUCAAGGACAGUCUGGGAGGUAAUAGCCGCACUGCGAUGGUAGCUACAGUGAGUCCUGCUGCCGAUAAUUACGAUGAGACUCUGUCCACACUGAGGUACGCAGACAGAGCCAAAAGCAUCGUGAACCACGCUGUCGUCAACGAAGACCCCAAUGCUAGGAUUAUCCGCGAGCUCAGGGAGGAGGUGGAGAAGCUCAGAGAACAGCUCACAGAGGCUGAGUCCAUGAAGGCUCCAGAGCUGAAAGAGCGUCUGGAGGAGUCUGAGAAACUGAUACAGGAGAUGACUGUGUCCUGGGAGGAGAAGCUUCGCAAAACUGAGGAAAUUGCUCAGGAGCGUCAGAAGCAGCUGGAGAGCCUGGGCAUCUCUCUACAGUCCUCGGGUAUCAGAGUGGUUGACGACAAGUGCUUCCUGGUCAAUCUCAACGCCGACCCCGCCCUCAACGAACUGCUCGUUUACUACCUCAAGGAUCACACUCGGGUGGGCUCUGCUAACUCUCAGGACAUCCAGCUCUGUGGAAUGGCCAUUCAGUCUGAACACUGUGUCAUUGACAUCAAUGACAGCACUGUAGUACUAACUCCUCAUCGGAAUGCUCGCACCUGUGUGAAUGGCUCUGUAGUGACAAGUCCAGUGCAGCUGCAUCAUGGAGACCGAAUCCUGUGGGGCAACAACCACUUCUUUAGGAUCAACCUGCCCAAACACAAGGGGCAGAGCGCCGCCGAGGGGGAGGAGAGCUCCGCCCCUAAAGCCGGUCUAAGCGUGGACCGCCUAGAUGUGGACCACGACUCCUUCAGUGACGUCUCCAGCGAACGCAGCUUCAGCUAUGAGUCUGCCCAGGCUGAGGUCAUGAUGAAGGCCAUGGGCAGCAAUGACCCGUUGCAGUCAGUGUUGCAGACUUUGGAGCGGCAGCAUGAAGAGGAGAAGCGCUGUGCUCUGGAGAGACAGAGGCUGAUGUACGAACAGGAGCUACAGCAGCUCAGGCAGAGACUCAACCCAGAGAAGCCCUCCCUCCUAGAUCCGGGAAGUCCCACCAGUGUUACAACUAGUACUACAACCACUAGCCCGGAGAGACGGACACGCCGCUGGAGUGAGGACAGAGAGGCGAUGAUGACCAGGAGCCUGCGUCGUCUCAAAGAGCAGAUUGUGAGGGCGAAUCUUCUGGCUCAGGAGGCUGGGUUCAUUGCAGAAGAACUGAACAAGAGAACAGAGUACCUGGUCACUCUGCAGAUACCCGCAGCCAAUCUGGACGCAAACAGAAAGCGUGAUGCUGUGUUGAGCGAGCCGGCCAUCCAGGUGCGUCGUAAAGGCAAAGGGAAGCAGAUCUGGGCCUUGGAGAAGAUGGAGAACAGACUGGUGGACAUGAGGGAGCUGUACCAGGAGUGGAAGGACUUUGAUGAAGACAACCCCGUGAUGCGGUCAUAUUUCAAACGCGCUGAUCCGUUCUUCGAUGAGCAGGAGAACCACAGUCUGAUCGGAGUCGCCAACGUGUUUCUGGCCAGUCUGUUUUAUGAUGUGAAGCUACAGUAUGCAGUGCCCAUCAUCAACCAGAAGGGGGAGGUGGCUGGUCGGUUGCAUGUGGAGGUGUGGAGAGGCACUGAAAGCUCAGAGGACAGCUCAUCUCUUGUGGACUCUCUGAGCUGCACAGAUGGAGAGACACAAGAACGCAGACUCUACUGUGUGGUGAAGCUUCUGCAGGCCACAGGACUCCCUCGGCAUCUGUCCAACUUUGUGUUCUGUCAGUAUCACUUCUGGGGUCAGGAGGAGCCUGUGUUUGUGGCCCCUGAGAUGGACUCCCCCUCUUCCCCCUCCUCCUCCCGGGACCCCCAGUGCACUGUGGUUUUUGACAGUGCCAAGGAGCUGGUGGUCUCUGUAUCAGAAGACUUCGUGGAGUACCUGUCUGAAGGAGCCGUGGCGAUAGAGGUGUACGGUCACAAACAGGCCAAUCACCGCAGGAACCUGGCUCUGUGGGACCUGGGCGUCAUCCAGGCCAAGACUCGAUCUCUGAGGGAGAGGUGGAGCGAGGUGACACGUCGUCUGGAGCUGUGGGUGCAGCUGAUGGAGCUGAACGACGCUGGAGACUUCACACCUGUGGAGGUCACGGCCGCUAAAGAUGUGCGCACCGGGGGCGUGUUCCAGCUCAGACAGGGUCAGUCUCGGCGUGUACAGGUGGAGGUGCGCUCUGUGCCGGACUCUGGGACCAUGCCUCUGAUCGCUGCCUCCAUCGUGUCCGUUUCCAUCGGCGACGUCAAAGUCCGACAGGCUCCUUCAUCCAAAGCUGCUGAGGCACACUGGGGUGACAAUGAAGAGUUGGACAGCUAUCAAGAGGUAGAUCUGGAGCGCAUGAGGCAGCAGUGGCUCUUCACCUUGACUCAGAGACAAGAAUAUCUGGACCAACAGCUGCAGAAGAUCGUUUCUAAACCAGAUAAAUCAGAGGACGAUGUGGAGAGAGAGUCUCAACUGCUGGAGUGCCGUCUGACCCUCACUGAGGAGAGGAAUGCUGUGCUGGUGCCCUCUGCGGGGAGUGGCAUCCCAGGAGCCCCAGCUGAGAGGGUCCCAGUCCCAGGAAUGGAAACGCACAUCCCAGUCCUCUUCCUGGAUCUCAGCGCGGAUGAUUUCCAGUCCAGACUCUCUGCUCCACUCUCCGGGGGCCUGGAUGCUUUGCUCAGUGAGGAAGAUGAGGAUGAGUUCUUCGACCUGCACAUCGUCAAACAUUAUGAUCCAAAGGUGAAGGUGGAGGCGUCCUGGGACUCCACAGUUCACGAGUGCCCAGAGCUGAGCCGAGCGGGGGCCCCAGACCUCAGGGUUUAUCUGACUGUGAAAACUGUGGUGCAGCUGUCCCACCCUGCCCACAUGAGGCUGUUACUACGGAAACGCAUCUGUGUCAGCGUCACCGGGAGACAGGGUUUUGCUCAGAGCCUCCUGAAGAGAAUGUCCCAGCGUAGCACCAUCCCUGGCUGUGGAGUCACCUUUGAAAUCGUCUCCAACAUCCCCGGGGACAUCCACGGGCCGGAAGACAGGGAGAUGCUCGCUCGACUGGCAGCCAGUGCAGAGGAGGAUCCCACAGCCGACAGUGAGGCCGCCAUAGAGAAGUACCUGCGCAGUGUCCUUGCUGUGGAGAAUGUGCUCACUUUGGACAGGCUCAGACAGGAGGUGGCUGUGAGGGAACAACUGGCCAUGAGAGGAAAAGCCCAGAGGCACAGUCUGAGCUCUCCAAGUGUGAACCAGCUGUCCUCCAGUUCCUUGGACCUCUCCUCAUCUACUCACAAACUUAAUGACAUCAAGGGUUGGGAGAGUCACCAGGACUUGUCUCUGAAGCCUUCUCCAGCUAAACCUGCUGCUCCCUCCAACUCUUCAACUCUGACCCGGAACCUCCACCCAGACACUGGUUUUGCUGCAUCUUUUUUGCCCCCAGUGAAAUCAGUGCCCCGUCUGCUCAUGUCUCUACUUCCUGGAGGCAAAGAGGAGAAAUCGAACCAGCUGCCUUCCCCUCCUCCUCAGCCCAGUCUUCCUCGGAUCAUGGUGCAGUCUGCCAGUGUAGAAGAAGGCCUGAGUCGACUACAACAACCGGUUCCCAUUGAGAAAAUCAUUCCCUGUGACAUCACACUGGAGAGCCCUAAACCGGUCCAUGCUCCGCCUCCUAUCGUCCCGGAGACAGAGAACUCCACCUCAAGUCCUGUCAGCGAAUCGUCCAGUGGGUACAUGUCCACCAGCAUUUCCACGGCAACGCUAUCCGACGUCUACACCCUGAGCUGGGACCUGCCGCCUCUGUCCAGCAUCCAACCAGAAGAGGAGGAGGAAGAUGGCGAAGUCACAGUUGGGGAUCGGGAAUUUCUACUGGACAAAUCGCUUACAGAGGAAUUGGAAAAAGAUUUGCAAAAACGUCAACUUCAUCAAGAACAAAUAAACAGUGAGACAUCUGAAAAGGUAGUUCACCAAUGUGAUUUAGACACCAAAAAUGUGCAAGAAGUCGAAAUUCUUGCUUCGAAUGAUGUAAAGACAAUGGACUCUAUAGUGGUAGACAAGGAGGAAGGUACAAAUAAGGAGAUGGACGCCAAAAAUCCUGUAAUCAAUGGGGCAACUUCAAUUAUAAACCAACAAAAAGCCAAUGAACCAAUUCAGACAUCAGCUCUUGAAAUAUCCAAAGUAGACGAUAAAGACUUUGAAGAAAUUGUACUUGAAAAUGACCAAAUUUUAACUGUAGAUACAGAAGUUGAACUGGCAGAUCAGUCUGAAACAACUGUAGUCAAAGAACAAUCUUCUCGCUUGAUAUCAGAGGAAUCUAAACAUUUAAAUCUAGUUUCAACCCAAAAUGAAAAUUCAAGGUCAAAAGAAGAUGAGGCAGAAGAAGAGGUCCAAUCAGAAAAUAAUGAAAAGCCUAUGGAGCAACUACAACCACUGGGGCAAGAAGGGGUUAUAGAAUCAACUGUAGAUUUGGAUGUGAAUGUUCAAGAAGUUCAGGAAUCUACAGAUAACCAACAAUCUUCUAACAUGAAAUCUGAAAAAAAUGACUCUUCAGUUACUGUUUCAACAAUUGCACAGGAAGAAGAAACAUUAACAUUUGAAAAUGAUCAGUCAGAAAAUAAUGACAAGUCCAUGGAGGAACUACAACCAUUGGAGCAAGAAGAAUCAGCUGUAGAUUUGGAUGGGCAAGUUCAGGAAUCUAAAGAUAACCAACAGUCUUCUAACAAGAAAUCUGAACAAGUGGACUCUUCAGUUACUGUCACAACAUUGGCAACUGAAGGAGAAACAUUGACACUUAAAAAUGAUCAGUCUAUAGUUUUUGCUGCAGAAAGUGAAACCAAAUCAAUGGAGGAUUUGUCAAGUAAUUUAGAAAAGAGUUCACCAAAGGACAAUGGACAGUCUUCGGUCGUGAAAUCUGAAGAAUCAAGUAAAGUAAAUGAAAUUAGCUCCGAACAAUCUACAAAUCUGUUACCACCUGCUUCUAAAGUUGUUUCGUCCAAACCACCAGCAGCAAGUCCAUUCAAGAUUACAAAGAAAGUCAAGUCCUCAGACCUCAAGUCCUUCCAACCAAUCAUAGAUGAGGAUGAUCCUGCCACAGAGAGGUCUGGGAGUCCCGGGAUGCACCUGUCUGUUCCCACGGAAACGCUAGAGAUCAUUUCAGACUCGGAGGAAGGAGACGCCAACGCCGUUCUGCCCGAAUGGUUAAAGGAGGGAGAGUUUGUGACAGUCGGGACAAAUAAGUACGGCACCGUGCGCUACGUGGGACCCACAGACUUUGCACAAGGGACCUGGGUUGGAGUGGAGCUGGAGGUACCGGCAGGUAAGAACGACGGCUCGGUGGGCGGUAAGCACUACUUCCACUGUAACCCAGGAUACGGGGUCCUGGUGCGCCCCGGCCGAGUGACCCGCGCCACAGGGACCAGCAGCAAACGGAAGAGACAACAGAAACGCCGCAGUGCCAAUCUGUCUGGGUCCAGCCCCAACCUGGCAGCCCUCACCGCCCUCGCCAAAGGGGAGGGGCCAGGGGGAGCAGGGGGUGUGGCCACAGGGCGAGGAGGGAAAGGAGAGAACCGCAAGUCGUGGAACACAUAGAUGCUCACUGUAUGACUACUGCUGCGUUCAGGUGGUGUCAGGUUAAACGUAAAUAAGAGUUUUGGACAUGAGAGAGCACAGACCCCAGAAUAUAUUGGAUAAAGUAGGAUUGUAGAAGCGGCUUCAACUAUACAAAUUCUGACAUCAGUGAGAGAGAGUGAUUUAUUGGUUAAAAAGUUUCAUAUUUGGACAUAUUUGAAUUAAGAUUGAGAUAAUAGGGGCAUGUAUAUGGAUUUAUCAUUGAAAUAUAUCAUUGAUGCUACGUCAGAUUUAGGCUUAUUUAGCUAAGAAUUCAGAUGCUGACUACUGGUAAUGUUUACUUCAAUAUUUGAUCUCAAACAGCUUUGGCGAAGGAACAGGUGGUCUAAGAUAGCUCCGCCAUUUGAGAAAACCGUAUGAAUUUUCUGAAAUGCAGCAUGAUUAUUCAUCAUCUAAAGAUGAUGAGUGAUAAGACUAUACUCCACAUAAAAGGCUGCACUGUGUAACUAUUGUGGUGGAGUCCGCCACCUGCUUGUCUCCAUGGAGAUGUUGUUGCUUUGCCUGAUGUGUUCCACAGUGACAUUAAGCAUGUCUAUUUCCCUGGUAACAGUCAAGUAAUGCUACCAGGCCAGGCUGCAGGUCAGAUCUGUAUAAAUGCAUGCUUUUUGUUUAACUUGUGAGCAAUAAAAGCACCCACAAUUGUAUUUUUGGUAAGAUUUAAGGUUAAUGUCAUACUAUGGCACAUUCAAAGAAAAGCAGUAUCAUCUCCAUGGGGUCAAGCAAGUGGCAAACCCUCCACUGCAAAAGUUACACAGUGCGGCUUUAAUGUUUUUUAUAAUGAUGUGAACAUUUUUAUCCUACUGCCACUGAACAUGUUAUGACCUGAAUACAUUUUAAAGUACAGACUGCUGAACAGAUGGUAAUAUUAUGGGUUUGUAUUUAGAUUCCAGUACUACACUUCAUAUGAUUUUUAUUACGUUGGUCAAAGAGCAAUUGUGUGAAUGUAUUUUAUAUUGAUGUCUCUGUGCCUUUUAAGUAUCAAAUUACUACAGUAUGCGAAACAUUAUUGUGUUAAAGGUACAUUAACUAUUCUGGUGGAUGCUACUGUUAUUGCAUUGACUGGAAUGUUUCAUAGUAUGGCAUUAAACGUGUCUAUAUCUAGAGACAUGCAGAUGACGCCGCCGGUCCAAGUCACGACUCAGGUCUGUGGAGGGGCAAUCCUGCACAAGAAUCUCAGUAAUGAUGAUGACUUUACAUGGUUUUGAAUGUAUUGGAAUAAAUGCAAGAUACUUUGAAUUAUUCAAAUCUCCAUGGAAACAAACAGGUAGUCAAACCCUCACCGGAGAGGUUACAGUGUACCUUUAAUGAACAAAUGUUAAAGGGCUUAAAUGUAGUGUUUGAAUGUGCCAAUCUACUUUUUACACAGCUCCUGCACUUUCAGUCUGAUCUCCCUGUGAUAAAAAUACAGUUUUUUUAUAGUCUGUUUGGGGAAAGUUAUUGUGUGUGUGGGGAGGGUCGUGGCCAUGUUAAAAUAAGGUUAAUGAGGGAGAUUAUGCAUUUAAUAUUAUGUCUGUAUGGAAAAAGAUUUUAUACUUUGGUCUUUUUGAAUGUAGAGAUGUUUAUUUAUUUGAUGAAAUGGUUCCUAAUAAAACAAAUCAACUUACACACUGAUUUGGGUGCACUGCUUAAAGAGGUUUCUGCAUUUGACCCAUUCAAAGGCAAUGGGCAUUUCUGUCACACCAUACUUAUUGCUUAGUAGUAAUAUAUAAUUGGUUCUAUCAAUAGUGAAACUAAAUUCAAAUGUGCAGCAACUACUCGGUAAAAAGACGUCACUGCAAGUACUUGUUGUUCACCCUUAUUCAAGGCAGUUACUUUGA
Boleophthalmus pectinirostris (great blue-spotted mudskipper) is the source of this 8861-nucleotide messenger RNA. Its product is annotated as kinesin-like protein KIF13B. The transcript has 43 exons. Gene Ontology annotation, molecular function: cell adhesion molecule binding; ATP binding; microtubule motor activity. NCBI's taxonomy places the organism in Eukaryota, Metazoa, Chordata, Actinopteri, Gobiiformes, Gobiidae. Gene Ontology annotation, biological process: microtubule-based movement; regulation of protein localization. Gene Ontology annotation, cellular component: adherens junction. The record is from RefSeq and is a predicted model, not a curated record. Bases 511 to 7005 code for a protein of 2164 amino acids.